ACGUAGAUACGAGAUAUAAGAUUCACAUAGAUGUAUCCAACUAGUGCGCCUCUUAUUAUUAUCUUAUUCGAUUAAAGAUAUUUAUAAAAAAGCUAUACUACUUGGGAAUUUGUCACGCGACAAAAUCGUAAAAUGGCGGUAAGGUGCGAGGCAUUGUGAAAGCAAGAGAGGAAAUGUGUUCGGGCCCUUUGAAAUCUAAUUUCACUAUGGACACGCAGGAAAGGUCACUAACUCUUUCUCCCAUCCUUACCCUCUUCCUCCCCACCCCACCCUACCCCACCCCAUUUCACCCGUCCGAUCGUCGAAACGAGUACUUCUCGCUGACUUCUCGGCGCAGUCAAACUAAUAUCUCAAUCGUUAAAGUGCUUUUCGUUAGUGUGCGAGUAGAAUAUGAAAGGGUCGUUCGAUAAAUACUCGCGAGAAGCCAUUUUUACUUUUCGCUUUACGUAUAUACAUGAGUGCAUAUGGAUAUACAUGUGUCGUCUAUGUGUUUGUGUAUAUAUAUAUAUAUAUAUAUAUAUAUAUAUAUAUAAAGGUACUUAUGCAUUUGUGUGUAAUGUGAGCACAGUAAUUCUACCACGGAAGAAGUGCACGGUGAACGUGAGAAAAUUAUUCCGGGUCCAAAAAUACGGGCCAGAUGGCGGUCAGAACGCUCAGUCAACAUCGAAUGCCGCCGUAUUUUACUGGAUACGCGUUUCAAGGACAAGGUCGUGUUAAUCAAUUAGGUGGAGUCUUUAUAAAUGGUCGUCCACUACCGAAUCACAUCAGACUGAAAAUUGUCGAGAUGGCGGCGUCCGGUGUAAGACCCUGUGUGAUAUCGAGACAGCUAAGAGUCUCUCACGGUUGCGUGUCGAAGAUUCUUAAUCGAUAUCAGGAAACCGGAUCGAUCAGACCAGGUGUGAUCGGUGGAAGCAAGCCACGAGUUGCCACUCCUGAAGUUGAGAGCAGGAUCGAAGAUCUUAAAAGACAAAAUCCAAAUCUUCUCAGCUGGGAGAUCAAGGAGAGACUAAUAAAGCAGGAUGGCGUUUGCGAUAAGGCAUCAGCGCCAUCGGUUUCGAGUAUCACCAGGCUACUUCGUGGUCCACCAAAUAAAAUUCGUCGCGUUGACGAUCUCGGAACGAACCAUUCGAUCAACGGAAUCCUCGGUGGAAGCGAUGGUGGAGACGAUUCCGAGACAGAAAGCGAGCCUGGCAUAGCUCUAAAGAGAAAGCAACGUCGUAGUAGAACUACCUUCACGGGAGAACAAUUGGAACAAUUGGAAGCAGUAUUCAUUCGAACUCAAUAUCCAGAUGUUUAUACAAGAGAGGAGUUGGCUCAGAAAACGAAGCUAACGGAGGCUCGUGUUCAGGUGUGGUUUAGUAACAGACGGGCGAGACUAAGAAAACAGAUGAACAGUCAGCAAGCGAAUGCGUUCAACACGAUGAGUUUACAAUCGUUUCAGAGUCAACACUAUGGUAGCGCAGCGGAGAGUUAUCAGAGUUACGGGCAAGCAAGCGUUGCUGCGGCGGCAGCGACAACAGCUGCUUAUCCUCAGCACUACAACUACGGGGAAAACUAUUACGCUCAGCAGCAAUGGUCCAGAGCGACGGCCGAGAACUACGGAAUAUUCAACGCCUCUCACUAUGGUAGCAGCAAUCUAAAUUUGAGUAGCCUCGGUGGUAGCGUCAGUCCAACGGCCUCGAAUAUGAGUGCUUGCAUGGUACAGAGUGCGAGUUCCGCGGUGCCAGCAAGUACUGGUGUUGCUCAUCAUCAUGUUGCACCUCACAGUCCUGGCGAAGCUAAAAGUGGUUAUCCAUAUUUGGGUGGAAUCGACUCACAAGUUUGCGGAAGAGUACACGGCCCAGAUUUCGUCUUGUCGACUGGCAGGUCGAACGACUUCAAUGUUCCAGUCUCGCAGGCUCGAAGUACCUUAAACGGUUACACGAACGAGCCACUUGAUCAAAGCCAGCUUGCUUUCCUCAGCCGAAUUGGAAGUAACGUUGAAAAGCGAUAAAAUAUAUUUCUGAAAAUAAGUGUGCCUUAAUAUAAACUCUGUGCUUUAAAUAAAAUGAUCUUCGAUAAAAUCGAAAGGACAUAAUAGUAACGUGAAAACUUCGAAAUCGCUGUACAUAUGUGUAAUUAUAUGUAAACGUAAAACAUUCGUACUUAAUAGAUAUCUACAUACGUGUAUUUGUGUACAACGUGUUGCCAGUGCAAAUGAUUAACGAAUUUAUCGAACAAUUUUAAAUAGACAAACAAAUUCGAUUUGUCGGUUGAAUGUUUUAUUAUUUUUCGUGAACAACGAGAAGACGUGCCUUGUUAACUUCUUGCCUUAAUGAUCGCCUUAAAUUAAUAUCGUAAGUAAUUUUUUAUUAAUAUUGCUAACCUAUUUAUAAAGCGUUAAGAAAUUAAUAUCAAUCGUAGGCGUUAUUUAAUAAACGAGAUUAAAUACGGCAAUAAUGUUAAACUUGAUACUAAAGAGAUUGCUAUCGUUAGUAUUUACUUGA
This is a messenger RNA of Vespa mandarinia (Asian giant hornet), 2486 nucleotides long. RefSeq names its product protein gooseberry. Gene Ontology annotation, biological process: anatomical structure development; regulation of transcription by RNA polymerase II. Lineage: Eukaryota; Metazoa; Arthropoda; Insecta; Hymenoptera; Vespidae. The record is from RefSeq and is a predicted model, not a curated record. Gene Ontology annotation, molecular function: DNA-binding transcription factor activity, RNA polymerase II-specific; RNA polymerase II cis-regulatory region sequence-specific DNA binding.